This is a messenger RNA of Dacryopinax primogenitus, 852 nucleotides long. RefSeq lists its product as uncharacterized. NCBI's taxonomy places the organism in Eukaryota, Fungi, Basidiomycota, Dacrymycetes, Dacrymycetales, Dacrymycetaceae. The transcript has a single exon. The coding region runs from base 507 to 680 and encodes 57 amino acids. The record is from RefSeq and is a predicted model, not a curated record.
ACUCUUACCUUCUGAUUCCCUUCAAUCCGAACGACCGUUCGGAUCCUCAAACGGCACUCCGAGUCCUCGCAAUUCCCUCCUUCAAAUAUCCUAGCCAGCUCAGCUGCCUCGAACUGUCAUUUCUGCAACUCGCGCCUCAGUGAGCAUUGUGGGCUCGCCUGCCUUGGGUAUUCAGAAUGUGGAUCGAACUUCGAACCGGUAUUCGGAUCAGGUUCUCCUUCGGAACGAUCUUCGAUUACUACUGGAACGUUUCUAUCGACUUUUACCUACUCAAACCGGACUACUGCAGUCAACUCCCCCUCCAGCGGACUUACUCCUGAUGCCUCAUUGGGAGGUGUAGAGUACAAAACCAGAGACUCGUCCUAUUUCGAGGCAAGGUAUAUGUCCCGAAAGACGAAACACUUCGAGGCAAGAUUGUGGCCCUCCAUCAUGAUACUCAGAGUUCGGGACACCGUGGUCAGUGGAAAACCCUCGAACUUGUCUCUCGAAACUACUGGUGGCCUGGUAUGAGCCGAUUCAUGGCUCGAUUUGUCCGAUCUUGUGACCUCUGCAAUCUUAUCUCUUACCUUAAUCCUUACACUACACCUUUAACUUACAGUCAAUCCUUACUCUCUCUCUCUCUCUUUGAGCAAUCCGGACACUCAUUCCGACCUUCGAAUCGUACUUCGAGUUCGAACUAGCUAUCUCUUCGGAACGGGCUUCGAUUAUUACUCGAACUGCACCUACGGACUAUUAUCUAUUUGACCCGAGCCAUUACCGUCGACUCCCCCUCCAGCGGACUUACUCCUGACGCUUCAUAGGGAGGUGUAGAGUACAGUUGACACAAGUAGCUAAUCUUCACAAAGGACCCCC